Messenger RNA from Ciona intestinalis (vase tunicate), 800 nucleotides. Its product is annotated as transcription initiation factor TFIID subunit 10-like. Gene Ontology annotation, cellular component: SAGA complex; nucleus; transcription factor TFIID complex. Lineage: Eukaryota; Metazoa; Chordata; Ascidiacea; Phlebobranchia; Cionidae. Gene Ontology annotation, molecular function: RNA polymerase II general transcription initiation factor activity; promoter-specific chromatin binding. The record is from RefSeq and is a predicted model, not a curated record. Gene Ontology annotation, biological process: transcription initiation at RNA polymerase II promoter.
AAUGGUUUAAAUAAAAUGGUCAUGGUCAACACUGGUGAGGUUAGCUUUUUGUCAGAAUUCCAGUUAAAUGUUUUCGUGAAAAUGAACGGAGUGACGUCAGAUCGUGACGUAAGCGAUGCAAAUGAAGAUUUUCAGCUGGACAGAGGGCAGAUGAACGAUUUGUUGCAACAACUGGAGACCUACACCCCUGUUAUUCCUGAUGGAGUAGCUCGCCAUUACCUCAACAAGGCCGGAGUAAAUACAACGGAUCCAGCCGUAGUUCGAUUAAUUGCAUUGGCGAGCCAGAAGUUCAUCUCGGACAUCGUGAACGACGCGAUGCAAUUAAACCGAAUGAAAGGUUCGUCCCAAACAUCGAGGGGAGGGAAAAAGGAGAAGAGAUCCCUUUUAACAAUGGAGGAUUUGUUGCCCUCGCUCGCCGAACGAGGAAUCAAAGUCAAGAAACCUUCGUAUUAUCCGUGAUAACAAUAUCGUGGAAUAAUGUUAUCAUUAUUGCAUAUGUGUUUAUACUUUGUUGAUUUACACAAUUUCGGUUUGAGUUUUUGUAAAGUGAAGAUUAUGACAUAAUAAUAAUUGUUGUUUGUUCGUUGACAAUAACUUCGGACCCCUAGUGGCGAUGAAGAUGUUUAAGAACAUCCGCUAGCUGGUGUUUUAAGUUUAAAUGGCGUCAUUUUUACUUCCGCGUGUAUAAGAUUUCUAUGCGUAGGCGUUACUUAGGGUAUUCCCCAUCCAGGGUUUAUUACGUCAACAAUGAGUUAAUGUUGUAGAAUUUAAGAAUGGUGGAACAAUGAGUAUUGUUUGUU